AUGGGCUCGAACACCGGAAGGACAACCAAGCUUGCUCUCGUACCGCUUCCCAAAGGCUCCGUUUUGCUCCCUGGAGUCACCCUACGGAUCCCAGUUGCUAACCGACCCGACCUUUCCAAUCUCCUCUCGUCGAUUGUUGAUCGAACAUCGGCGGCCAAGCGGGAGGGAAAUGUCAUCACCUUUGGCUGUGUUCCCCUUAGCUCGCCCUUUUUAAGUAAGGAUGGCCAACAGUUGAUUGACAAUGGAACCUUGGAUGAUGAGAAGAAGGAGGAGUAUGAUGCUAUCGAUGCAGGCCAGGCCAGGAAGGAAGAUCUCUUCCGUUAUGGCACAGUCGGCAAGGUAAUCGGUGUUCAACGCCGCGCCUAUUCAGAAGCGUCCCUUGUGGUCCAAGGAAUCCAGCGAUUCACAGUAAGGCGUAUUUUGAAGGAAAGGCCUUAUUUUGAAGCUGAGGCCAUUUUGCAUGAUGAGAAAGAUUAUGUGACUAAUGAUGCGGAAACCAUCGAAUUGUUUCAGCAGCUGAGACGACUCUCGCGAGAGCUGCUGACUCUAUUACGACUGUCGUCACUUUUGCCUUCUUCUUCAACGCGCUUGUCGCCACUCAUUGCCCGCAAGUUCGAGCUGUUCAUAUCUAAAACAGAUUUGACGCAGGCCGGAAGGCUCGCCGAUUUCAUGGCAGAUGUUGCUGAAUCUGGACUCGAGGAAAAGCUUCGAGUCCUUGCUUCGCUGGAUCAUAAAAUCAGACUUCAAAGAGUGGUCGAGAUACUUAGCAGACAGGUCCAAAGUAUCAAGAGUAGUGUUAAAGUCACCACCAUUACCACCAACAGCUUCCCUCCAUCUGGGUUUGACAUUAACCAGAUUGAUCCACGCGACCGUGAACUUCUUGCAAGACGGGCUAUGGCUGGUCUCACGGGCCUGACACCUCCAGGGGUUGCAGGUGGAAGAAACAAUGACGGCGAUGACAAGGAAGCAAACGAGGUCGAUGAACUCCAGCAGAAGCUACAGGAAGCUCAACUCAGCCCCGAGGCUAGGAAGGUCGCCGAUAAGGAGCUACGUCGUCUUCGGAAGAUGAACCCGGCAAAUGCAGAAUACGGUGUUUGCCGGACGUAUCUCGAGAAUAUCUUAGAAAUCCCAUGGACCAAGGUCACCGAAGACCGGCUUGGCCCUGACACGCUGAAAAGGGCCAGACAACAGUUGGAUGACGACCACUACGGUCUUGAAAAGAUUAAGAAGCGACUUCUUGAGUACUUGGCUGUCCUCAGACUGAAGCAGUCUACUAACCAGGGUGUCGAACAGCAGAUUGCUGCCCUAUCUAAAGAUCUUGAUACUGCGGAUGAAGGCGAUAUUGAGAAGGAUCUUCCAGGUUUGUCUGAUGCAGACCGUGUUGCUGUUGAGUCUAAGCUGCAUCUCCUCAAGUCUAAGCGUAUGAUUGACAAGUCUCCAAUUCUGUUACUUGCCGGCCCCCCUGGCACUGGUAAGACCAGUCUAGCGAGAUCUGUUGCUACUUCCCUCGGCCGCAAAUUUCACAGAAUUUCUCUCGGGGGUGUUAGGGAUGAGGCAGAAAUUAGGGGUCACCGACGGACCUAUGUGGCUGCAAUGCCUGGACUGAUUGUCAAUGGACUUAAGAAAGUUGGCGUCGCGAAUCCGGUCUUCUUGCUCGAUGAAAUCGACAAGGUCGGCGGCGCCAAUUUUCAGGGUGACCCUUCCGCAGCUAUGCUCGAGGUUUUAGAUCCUGAGCAGAACCACACAUUCACUGAUCACUAUAUCAAUAUUCCGAUUGACUUAAGCAAAGUUCUUUUCAUCGCCACUGCUAACUCUCUUGACACCAUCCCUGCUCCAUUACUUGAUCGUAUGGAGACGAUCUCCUUGUCUGGUUACACUACCGUCGAAAAGCGGCAUAUUGCAAAGAGACACCUUAUUCCAAAGCAAAUCCAAGUCAACGGGCUCUCUGAGGGCCAGGUUAUUCUUUCUGAUGAGGUCAUUGACAAAACAAUUACUUCAUACACUCGAGAGUCUGGCGUUCGUAACCUAGAACGUGAGCUCGGUUCUAUCUGUCGCUACAAAGCAGUGCAGUAUGCCGAUGCUGGAGAUGCAGGUCGACCGGAUGCAUAUAAUCCUGUUGUUACCAUGGAUGAUCUGGAGGAGAUACUCGGCAUCGAGCGAUUCGAGGAAGAGAUCGCUGAAAAGCAUGGUCGUCCAGGAGUUGUUACCGGCCUUGUUGCUUACUCUACCGGAGGGCAGGGUAGUAUCCUAUUUAUUGAGGUUGCCGACAUGCCAGGAAAUGGCCGUGUGCAACUUACCGGAAAGCUUGGUGACGUCUUGAAAGAGAGUGUUGAGGUGGCCUUAACAUGGGUGAAGGCUCAUUCUUACGAGCUUGGAUUGACCCCUGAUCCUAGCGAAGAUAUCAUGAAGAGUCGGAGUUUGCAUGUUCAUUGUCCAUCCGGAGCGAUUCCAAAGGACGGUCCCUCUGCUGGACUUGCACACACCAUUGGGCUAAUUUCGCUUUUCUCGAACAAGGCUGUGCCCCCUAAGCUUGCAAUGACUGGUGAGGUGUCUCUUCGAGGAAGAGUGAUGCCUGUUGGAGGUAUCAAGGAAAAGCUCAUCGGAGCGCACCGUGCGGGUGUGAAGACCGUUCUUUUACCUAUCCAGAAUCGUAAGGAUGUGAAGGAUGUUCCUCAAGAGGUUAGCGACGGCCUUGAGAUCAUUUAUGUUAGCAACAUUUGGGAGGCCAUUCGACAAGUGUGGCCUGAUGCACACUGGCCUGGUCAACAUCAGAUGAACUUUGUUGAGAGCCGACUUUAG
Aspergillus alliaceus is the source of this 2799-nucleotide messenger RNA. RefSeq names its product putative LON domain serine protease. The record is from RefSeq and is a predicted model, not a curated record. Gene Ontology annotation, cellular component: peroxisomal matrix. The transcript has 3 exons. NCBI's taxonomy places the organism in Eukaryota, Fungi, Ascomycota, Eurotiomycetes, Eurotiales, Aspergillaceae. The coding region runs from base 1 to 2799 and encodes 932 amino acids. Gene Ontology annotation, molecular function: ATP-dependent peptidase activity; serine-type endopeptidase activity; ATP hydrolysis activity. Gene Ontology annotation, biological process: protein processing; protein catabolic process; protein targeting to peroxisome.